UAUAUUUAGUCUACCUAAGGCUACAAGACAUUAUGUAGAGUACCUGUGUGCGUGCAGAUGCGAAGCUGAGAUGCCCACAAUAUGUACCUACAGGUAGCGCACUGCGCACUUAGCACUUCUGGCAUAGCGCGUAGUUGGUCGUCGGCGGGGGGUUCUAGGCCUUGGGGUAGGUAUGGUACAGUGCCACCUCUGUAGGUACCUAGGUAGGUCAAAGGUACCUAGGUAGGUCAAAGGUACCUAGGUAGGUCAAAGGUACCUAGGUAGGUCAAAGGUACCUAGGUAGGUACCGGUACGUGUGGAAGAGCAGAUCCAUCCUCCUGGAGCCGCUGAGCUCACUCAGUUAUGACGUUACAGCAUUGCAUUGCGUCGCGAUAUCAGGCACACGGUCCUCCUCACAUUGGUAGAUAUAGGUAGUAGUAUAUAGUAUCUACACGUCUUCAAGCGCUGUAGCCUAGGCAAAUAUAAAUAGACUAUCUAUAAAAUACACGAGUGGCUACCCAGGCUGGUCUUUUUGAUUCUCAUACCUGUUGGUUCCGUCUUACAGUCCAGUCUGUUCGAGCCUGUCAGCACCAAACUGAUGGAUGGAUGAGCAGGGAUAACCCUCCCCUCAGCCGAUACGUCACAUAACAUAACACCACUCCCAAUUGACUCUCCUCUCUACAAAAUAAAGCCAACCUUAAUUAACUUUACCUUUUUCUAACGUCACCUCUUUCUGUCUCUCCGACGAUCCAGCAAGAUAUCCUCGUCAUGGAGUCAUUCGCAAAGCUCAAACGCCGCGGGACCGACCUGCUAAACUCGCUUCCGCACCAGAUGCCUUCAAUGCCUCACAUAGGCGGCGGACAUGGCAUGAAAGGAACCUGGCAGCACAUCCCGCUUCCUGCACUGCCUCGAUCAUCCCACUCACUCGAUGUCGUUGCCGGCAACGCCUACAUCUUCGGCGGCGAGGUCGAGUCUCGCAAGCCCGUUGACAACGAUAUGCACGUUGUCGUGCUACCCUGGAGCGGUGCCCCAGCUGACUACUAUGCCAUCAAAGCGAAACCCUCGCCCAGGACAGACGACAGCGCCAUACCUGCGGUUAUCACCGAGGAAGACGAAACCGACUCGCAGCUCAGAGACCCGCUCACCGAGGUUCCGCUCGGUUCCUCAACAUCAACACCCGAGGUCGAAUUGGAACCGGAUUCCUCCUCGAAGGGCAAGGGCCCCGACACUGGUGAUGUCCCUGCCCCGCGUAUCGGACACGCCACAGCAGUGAUUGGAUCGCGCAUCUUCCUCUUUGGCGGGCGAGCCGCAGCCGCAGGAUCGUCAACGUUAGACGAGAAUGGCCGAGUCUGGAUCUUCGAGACCAAGACGCACACCUGGACAUACCUCGACCCGCACCACAGCAGUCCAAUUCCCCCACCACGGAGCUAUCACGCCGCCGUGGCAACAGAGAAACCGCGCGAUUUCGCAAUCAAGCCGAUGCGCCUUCGGCGCUCGUCAACGUGGAAAGAAUGGGCCGAGGGCGACUCGGCCGAGGUCGGCAUCCCGCAGCGGCCCAUCACCGGCACAAUUGCUGAAAAGGCUACGGACGACGAGGCUUUCGGAGCGGGAUUCGGCACCUUCUUCAUCCACGCAGGCUGUCUAGCGGAUGGCACGCGAACCUCUGACGUCUGGGCUUUCGACGUGCACGCGCGCACGUGGAAACAGCUCCCCAACGCCCCCGGCCCAGCCCGCGGCGGCACCGCUCUCGCUCUCGCGAAGAGCAGGUUAUACCGCUUCGGCGGGUUCGACGGGACGCGUGAGCUCGGCGGCCAGCUGGACGUGCUGCACCUCGGGCUCGACGAGUUCGACGACCAGAACAGUAGGGGCGAGAUCGGCGUCUUCGCGCGCGGGGAGUGGGAGAGCAUUGUGGCGCCCUCUUCUCUGCCCGAGGGCAGCACACUCGGCAGCACUGCAUCUUCGGAAACAGCGGGGCUCACAGCCUCUUCUGUUGGGACGACGAGCGAGCCCUGGCCCUCCCCCCGCAGCGUCGCGAACCUCUCCCUGGUCCAAGCCGGCGGUGGCCGCGAGUAUCUCGUCCUCGCGCUCGGCGAAUCCAGCCCCUCGACCGACGGGCACGAAACCCCAGGAACUUUCCACUCUGACAUCUGGGCCUUCCAGAUCCCUGCCCUCGCGGGCACGGCUGCGAGCUACACCGAUGCCUUCCUCAGCUCCGUCGGGCGCAAGACGGGCGAGGGCCGGUGGUACCCCGUUUCCAUCGGCCCGUUCGACGCCGACGAGGAGCGCGACGUGCAAGGGCCCGGCGCCCGCGGCUGGUUCGGGGCCGCGCCGUUAGGAGAUCUCGAGGAGAACGCGAUUUUCGUCGCCGGCGGACUGGGCGAGAGCGGUGCGCGGAUGGGCGACGGGUGGAUCUUCCGACUCGAAUAAGAAGGCAGGUGGGAAAGUGUAAAGGAAAUGAUGUCUAUUACUGUUUACGAUUACGAAAUUUGAACUGCUUUGUAAGGGUUUCGGAAUAUGUCAUUUUUGUCAUUUGUUUACCGGGUUACGGCGACAGAAUGAAAUGAAGGCCUUGGAUUUCUACGGCACUCAAUGAACCAACAUUCUUACCAAUGAGAAGAGGAUAAAACGGGGUUGAAGUGAUGAAAUAAAUCACUAAAGUCAAGCGAGGAUCUAGCGAAGCAGAAAAAAAAAGCAAAGAAAAAUAUGGACAGAAUCAUGAAUGAGUGUAUCGUCAAAGCUUUUCAAACGGGAAUAUUCGAUCGAUACAGGUGUGUUCUAUGUAC
This is a messenger RNA of Xylaria bambusicola, 2762 nucleotides long. RefSeq lists its product as uncharacterized. Lineage: Eukaryota; Fungi; Ascomycota; Sordariomycetes; Xylariales; Xylariaceae. The record is from RefSeq and is a predicted model, not a curated record. The coding region runs from base 748 to 2406 and encodes 552 amino acids. The transcript has a single exon. Gene Ontology annotation, molecular function: protein binding.